Populus euphratica (Euphrates poplar) is the source of this 1523-nucleotide messenger RNA. RefSeq names its product phytoene synthase 2, chloroplastic-like. Gene Ontology annotation, molecular function: squalene synthase [NAD(P)H] activity; geranylgeranyl diphosphate synthase activity. Lineage: Eukaryota; Viridiplantae; Streptophyta; Magnoliopsida; Malpighiales; Salicaceae. Gene Ontology annotation, biological process: biosynthetic process. The transcript is spliced from 6 exons. The record is from RefSeq and is a predicted model, not a curated record. Bases 164 to 1312 code for a protein of 382 amino acids.
AGAGAGUAUAAAUGUUUUAGCUGUUCGAUAUUGCAAUAUCAUGAUCAAGUUAUUAGGUAACGUUUUCUGAUGUUUUGAAGGAAGUUCUAGAUCCUUUCAAGCCAUUUUAUCAUUCUUCUAGAGAGCUUUUUCGUACCCGAGAAGAAUCGUUAAACGUUUCCGGAUGUGUUCUUCAUUUUCACUUUCGGCUAGGCCUUGCACUGGGCCAGAUAAUGGCAAGUUCUUGCACUCAAAAUCCUUGGUUACAAGAGCAAGAGCUGAAGUGAUCGCAGCUCCUAAGAGAUCAAGCCAACGUGCUUUUCCUCGUCUAUUAAAACAUGGAAUUCCUCAUACUGAUCUUCAAGUACAUGAAAUUGUUGAGAGGCAGUCUCAGGCUAACAGCUUAAGCAAGCAAGAUAUCUGUAGAAAGCCGGAGUUCCAUCCAGCGUUUCUUGAAGAAGCCUACGAAAGGUGCAGAAACAUUUGCGCCGAAUAUGCCAAGACUUUCUAUCUAGGAACUCGGCUGAUGACAGAGGAGCGACAGAAAGCCACAUGGGCAAUUUAUGUAUGGUGCAGGAGGACAGAUGAGCUGGUCGAUGGACCUAAUGCAGUGCUAAUGAGCACUGCUGUUCUUGAUAGGUGGGAAGAGAGGCUACUAGACAUCUUUGAUGGACGCCCCUAUGACAUGCUCGAUGCUGCACUUACUGAUACAAUUUCCAAGUUCCCUUUGGACAUUAAGCCUUUUAGGGACAUGAUUGAAGGUAUGAGAAUGGAUACGAGAAAAUUCCGUUAUGAUAAUUUUCAAGAGCUCUAUCUUUAUUGCUAUUACGUUGCGGGCACAGUUGGCCUCAUGAGCGUUCCAGUUAUGGGAAUUGCAGCAGAAUCUGAAGCUUCUGCUCAAAGUAUUUAUAAUGCGGCACUGUACUUGGGUAUUGGAAACCAGCUUACAAACAUUCUUAGAGAUGUGGGAGAGGAUGCUUUGAGAGGGAGAGUUUAUCUACCACAAGAUGAGCUUGCACAGUUCGGGCUAUGCGACCAAGAUGUUUUCGCAAGAAAAGUCACUUAUGGAUGGAGAGAGUUCAUGAAGGAGCAGAUAACAAGGGCAAGAUUCUAUUUCAACCUUGCAGAAGAAGGGGCUUCAAAGCUUGAAAAGGCUAGCCGGUGGCCAGUAUGGUCAUCCCUACUAGUAUACCAAAAAAUCUUGGAUGCAAUUGAGGAUAAUGAUUAUGAUAACUUCACAAAACGAGCUUAUGUUGGAAGAACGAAGAAACUUCUCACAUUGCCCCUGGCAUACACAAAAGCUCAAUCAAUGUCUAGCUUGAUCCUUCAGUAAAUCAAGAUUUUGUCAACAGCCCUAAGGUGGGGGAGUUAUGACAGCAAACAGUGGAGAAGUGGAGUGAAUAGUGAAACAAGAUUAUGCUUGUGUAUCAUAGAGGAAAUCGUCGAAGUUUGAAUGUUUGUGAGAUUGGUUCAUUAUUGCUUAUAUCAGGUUCUCAAUUCUCUGAUAGAACUAAAAUUUUCAUGGAAAGUAAAUUGCACACACA